AUGGCUGCUCGCGAGAAGAAAUCAGGAGAUGCCGAAUCAGCGCCGGUCACCUCGAAGGAGGAUGGCGCAAGCGCACAGGGCUCAGGUUCGGGUGCCACCCAAGGCAUGUCAUUCCGCGUCGGCAUAUCAGAGGACUCGAACAAACGUUGGCGAAGGGCAAUGGAGGAUGCACACGCCUUUGUGUACGACUUUGGAGACGUCCAUGGCCAAGGCUUCUUCGGUAUUUUCGAUGGACAUGCCGGCAAGGACGCUGCCGAAUGGUGCGGUCAGAACUUUCAUCAGUAUCUCCUCAAGACGUUAGAGUUCGACUCUGACAAGCCAGUCCCCGACCUGCUUAAUGCCACCUUCCAUAUCGUCGACAAGGAGCUUGCCAGCCUCGCCAGUCAGAAGGGCUCCUCCAGCGGAUGCACUGCCGCCGUUGCUUUCUUACGGCUCGAAGACGAGUCUAGCCGCCCACUGAAAGCGAAUGCAAACCCGAACGUGGGUGGAAAGGGGAACAGCGACACAACAGCCUCCGAGACAAGCAAGGAGGCGGCGACGGGCGAUGGUCUCUGGGGCAGGAUCUCAAAGCGCUUCGAAUCAGCGGAUGGUAAGCGUACAGAGAUAUCGUCCGCAACACCCAGAAGAGUGUUGUACACCGCCAACGUCGGUGACGCGCGGGCCGUGCUCUGCCGCGACGGUAAAGCAGUUCGCCUCAGCUACGAUCACAAGGGCUCUGAUGCACAAGAAGCUAAGCGGAUCACCGAUGCAGGAGGUUUCGUGAUGAACUCUCGCGUCAACGGUGUACUUGCCGUGACUCGCUCAUUAGGAGAUUCUGCGAUGAAAGAGUUCGUCGUCGGUUCUCCAUACACGACCGAGACCGUUCUUGGGAGCGAAGAUAGCUUCCUUAUUAUUGCCUGCGAUGGGGCUGACCAUCCAUUGUUUGGACAGCUUUGGGACGUUAUUGAGGAUCAAGAAGCGGUGGAUCUCAUCAAGGACCUUCAGGAUCCUCAAGAGGCCUCGCAACGAUUGCUCGAGCAUGCCUUGUCAGAAUUCAGCACGGAUAACACCUCGAUCAUGGUCAUUCGCUUUGUACAUGCCUCUUGA
Molecule: messenger RNA, 1086 nt
Organism: Ustilago hordei
Lineage: Eukaryota; Fungi; Basidiomycota; Ustilaginomycetes; Ustilaginales; Ustilaginaceae
Exons: 6
Coding region: 1-1086 (361 amino acids)
Biological process (GO): protein dephosphorylation
Molecular function (GO): protein serine/threonine phosphatase activity; cation binding
Source: RefSeq, a predicted model, not a curated record